AUGGGCCUUGCUGGUCGUAAGCCUAUACUACCUGCGCCCACGGAGUCAUUGGUUGACGAUUCGACAGCAGAAGAACCUGUUGUCGAGCCAGAAGUGCCUGAGGAAGGAGCUACAGAUUUGUCCCAGCGCAGCGACCGAACCCACCAUACCAUUCCCGAAGACGGCAGCCCGAUCACAAUAUCUACCAAAAAGCCCACGUCCAAGCUGAGCAAAAUCACCAAGACCACUCAGAACUCUCAAACCUCGCUCCUUAUCGAAUACUUUGAGGGAGGGAAAGGGUCCGACCCCAACAGGCGUCCUAGUGUGCGUGUCAAGGUCGUUCCCUCGUCUAAAAACAAAACCAAGGACAAUCCGGAAAGUCAUCUUGUCUUGACCGAAGCUACAAAUACUGCUGGCAGAAGGCGCUCCACCACUAGCCGCUUCUCAUUAUCUUCUAGCAAUCCACCCUUUGUGCCCGCUGACAGCGACGUGAGCGUGUUGGAGUCUUUGCACGUUCCAGAUCCUCGCAAGUCCGCCCCUCUCGAUAUCGAGAUUCAACAACACAGCGACCACUCCGAAAUGAGCACCUCGCCUGAGGCCCGAUAUAUUGUCGCGUCCUCCGAUAUUUCCUCCAUGCCAGCUGACUCCAUGCUUGGUGUACAACAAUCGACAUUGUUCGCUCCAAGGGUUUUGGAAGCCUCUAGUAUCAGUUCUCUCCCUGCCGAGGAUUCGAUCCUUAGCGGCCCCGAGCUCAAGGAGUCUGCCGGCUUAAAACCACCAGUCGUGCCACGAGAGCGAAAUCUCAGCAAUGAGAGACUUACACAAAAAGUGAUAGAGAAAUUAAAUAAUAGGCCGCGUGGAGAGGUCAAGAUUACUCACGGACAAUCUUCCAAGACUUCCAGCAGAAGUGGCAGCCGUGACGUAGUCCCUGCUUCAUACAACCGAGCCGCCACUGAGCCCAAAAGCUUCCGCGAAACUGACAGCACUUUGAGCCCUACUGAACCGAGCCUACUAAGCAACUCAGUCCUGUCCGCCAGAUCCCCUGACUCUGCACGUUCUGCUAUUUCCAAUAAUUCAAUCAAUAACCCUAAAUUGCUUCAGACUGUGGAGGACGCCAUCCGACGUCUGAUCCUGCCCGAGCUUAAGGAGCUCAAGAAGGAUCAGCGACAACAAACCCGCCCGAAUCAUGACAAAACCUACUCAGAUCUAUCAGAAAGUAGCAUAGUCCGCGAGAAGUCAGCUCGCCGUUCCGUCUUCGGCGACAAACCUCGCCGAAGGAGGUCGAGCAGAGAUCACGCCGAAACAUCUACUUCCCGGAGACGAAGAAGCAACCAUCACCAUCACGAUGAUUAUGACUCGUUAUCCGAUAGCAGUUCUCGGCGCGAAGCUUCUGUGUCCAGUCUCAGUGCUGAGGAUCCCAAAAAGGUCUCCAAGAGCCGUCGAAACAGGGAUCUGACCGCAGCAGGGCUUGCUGGUGCCGGUUUGACCGCUGCGGCAUUGAAGUCAAGAGACUCCGAAGAAAGCCUCCACAAAAAACGUAGAAGGAAGCGUAGCAAGAGCAGAAGUAGUCGCAGUGCUAGUGUUGCUGAAAGUGAAGAGGUCUUUCAGAAGCACAAGGUUCCUCCUAUGCCCAUGCAGAGCGAUCUAGGUUCAGAAAUCACUCGAAGUUCCAUACUGUCUUCGAAUACUGCAACUUCUCAGACCCCUACACAACCUGAAGUCAAACAUGUCGCCCGUGGUGCUCCACGAGAGCUGUUGUCUCCUGCAUCCAACACUCCACCUAGGCACUCUAGCGAUUUGAGACAAACGUUAGGUCUACACCAUGGAAACUUCUCCGAACAUAACUUGAGCUCUCAGAAGCUAGCAUACGACGAAAAAGAGGAACAUACCGCUGAGAGCGAUCACUACCACUCUUUCUCCGCAGAAGACCUGCUAGAGGACCCAGAGCGUAUGCGUCAGUAUGAGCGCAAUUUACAUACUCAACAUCCGAUAAGACGUGGACUGAGCCCGAUCCAAAGUGUGGCGAGUUAUCAGACCAACGACCACAAUCGAAAUUCACUGAUGCGCCGAAGUGUUGAUUCUCUUGCCUCCACCAAGCAACGACAGCAGCAAUUGAAGGAAGAGGUAUCCAUCAGCUCUUUUACCUCUGCAAGCCCUCACCCAAAGAAGACCCCCCGACCUCAGGGUAUAAGUCUUGAGAACAGAAGCGAGAUCAUGGGUCAACACGAUGCUCAAUCGAUCAGGUCACCAGAGUUUCAAUCCGUCGGCAUUCACGAUCGCUUCAUUGAAGACGACCAUGACCAUUAUCGAGAUUCGUAUGCCGCGUCAGAACAAAGCGUCGACAACAAGCGCCUCUCGGGUCUCACCGAUGCUUCGUCUGACGUACAAUAUGUCGACAAGGUAGUUGCUGGUCAAAAUGUCGUGCCAGUUCGAGGCGCUAGACCAGAGAUUGUGCCUGUGCCUUUUGGAGUCGAGUCGGGAGUUGCAUCUCUCGUCGAGCCCUCUGUACUCAGUACGCGUGAGUCUCAACCUUCAUACAAGGGCUCCUUUGUGCAGGAGAGACACAGCACUCAUUCCUUACCACGAGACAUGGUAGGUGCCCGAAUGGCGAGCCCUGUGAAGGAUCAUCUGUCUGUGAAGAGCCAGGCUAGUAUACAGCAGCCACAGUACGCACAUCAGGUCAAUUUUUCUCCUCCACAAAGCCCUGCGCAUUCUUACGAAGAGCAGCAGGAAGACUAUAUUGGGCAAACUCCACGGAUACAUAGCUCUCGAUCACCUUUGCCUCAAGAAAACCUAGACAAAGGGUCACCGCAGUCCGAGAUCACGACCAACCCAUCCGUGAUACAAGGACCUAUCGGUGGCCUUGGUGCUCAUACAGAUCCAUGGAUGGGCGACGUAGCCACUCCUACUGGUGGCUUGAGCAGAGAUUUCAGCUCGGGGGCAAUAGAUCUCAUACCUGAAGGACUCAAUGUGAGCCAGCGUCACACCUACGAUGCAAAGCCCAAGACAUAUGUGAUCGGGUCAUCUGCUGCAGCACCAUUGGCCCUCAAGGAUGAAGGCUAUGCCACAGGUGAAGGUGACCAUUAUCCAUCUCCUGCGUCAAUCACAAAAGCUGGCCCUACAGCCAUGACUGCAUAUGAGUUCAACCAUGAGCUCGAUGCAGGGGCCGACGAUCCUUUCACAUCUAAGAAGAACCAGUAUAUCAGUGGUCUGUCUCAAGCUACUGGUAAAGGUGUCGAGCGUAUCCAGUCCAAAGACAUCAUCCAUUUGAUGGAACAUCUGACUGUCAGAGACGCUCAGCGAAACGCGCGUGAUACAGAGAUACUCUUUACUUUGGUGCGUAGCGCAGCUGAAAUGAGAGAGUCGUUCGAGGAGAUGAAGAACUUUAUUACAGACCAGGAUGCCAUGAUCGUAAAAACAGCUGAUGACCAGCAUGCUCAGACUCAAAGGAUUGUUGGUGGACCAAGACAAAUGCCCACUGGAGCCCGUACUACGCGAACAUUAACUCCUCAGGAUGAUCUCCCUACCAAGCGACGUAAUGUCUUCAAAAGAGCUUUGCAAGGCUUGGGAUCGAAGAACUCCACUGAACUCCAAAAUAUCGAAUCUAUGUUGAUGCAACUGCUAGAUGAAGUAGAAGCUCUACGUUCACAGCAAGCGUCGCAGCCUCUACUCUCUCAAACUCGAACAGACAGUCUUGCCUCCGAGGAUGCUGCACGACCACCAACUGAUACAGGGUACGAACCUGAAGGCAGGGCAGGCACCGCGUCUUCUGGAGGAGAGCGUUCUUUGUACCAUUCUAACAAUUCUUCUCGUCAAGGCCAGUUCAGUGCGGCACGAAGAAUGCCCGAGAACAGGGUUAGUACGGUCAUGGAAGGAGAUGAGGACAACUACAACUACGAGCGUACAGAGCGGGUAUCGGACCAUCAGCGUACACCGAGAGCGGCUUCUCCAUCAAACGACUACUACAGACGAGGACAAUCUGAGCCAUUGCAUACCCCGCCCCGAAUGCAUGAUGCUGAGGAAAUUACACCGACCACAUACAACUCCACAGACAAGAAGCACAAGACUUUCUCCUCAAUCUUGCCCAAUAAGUUUGUGUCGAGAUGGUCAAAGACCACAACAUCGACAGAUCCAGAUUUCAGGCACAGUGGUCAGGACAAACCAAGACCAUAUUCUCAAGUAUCCCGCUCUGGCUCUAACAUACAAGAGUACACGUACGAAAACAACCCAGAUGACCGCUUUCGGUCAGCAACAUCCUUGCCAGACGAUCGUUAUCGUCCCGAGCAAGGAGAUGAGAAUCGUCCACCAUCACCUCUCGUACCUAGCGCCAUAUCAGAUAAUCCAAAAUACCAGGCCCAUCGAAAUAGCCAAAAUUUGCAACAUCCGCAACCUCGCCAAGGACCAACAGGAAGGUAUCAGUACACCCUUGAAAAUGCUGCACGGAGUUACCACAAUGAUGGCCAGGCUGGUGGAGCUGUAUCUCCCAUAUCGCAGAUUUCCUCACAUCAACGAUGGGAGACCACCAAUCAGCAGCAGUCACAGCAGAUUCACAUUCCACGUACUCUCAGCCCGAUAUCUGACGGCGGUUCGUUUCAGGAUCGUCCAGGCAGCGCAUCCACAUCCUCGAUCACCCGACGGACACGCGGUCCACCAAGACCACCCAAAAUGUCUGAUAGAGAAAGCGACCUCAACGAGCCACUCGUCCCUCAGCGUCCACCCAAGCUACCAAUGUCCCCAAGUACUUAUGUCGAUGAUGUCCGUGCAGCAAGAGCCGGAAGUCCGAUUUACGACAAGAGUCCAGCCGCCGCAUUGAGGUCGCCAGGCGGCGAUAACAUUGGACGAAAACCAAGUGGGCCAAGACCAUUGAGUUCGAGCAGCAACAAGGAAACACAGAAGCGAGCAAGGUUUGUUGAUAGCCCCGUGCAGAGCGUUGGAAGUAAUGGAAAUCUAAGAUACUGA
Molecule: messenger RNA, 4938 nt
Organism: Lithohypha guttulata
Lineage: Eukaryota; Fungi; Ascomycota; Eurotiomycetes; Chaetothyriales; Trichomeriaceae
Exons: 2
Coding region: 1-4938 (1645 amino acids)
Source: RefSeq, a predicted model, not a curated record